AUGGGGUGGGUUCUACAAUCUGGGUGUUUAUUUUCUGCUGUGUUCGUAGUGUUUAUACAGGGGUAUCACGGAGUAAACUCGGAGCCCACUCAGGAUAAGCAAGCACUCCUUGCUUUCUUCUCGCAAAUUCCACACAAAAGUCGUCUCCUGUGGAACCAAUCUGAUUCCGCAUGCGACUGGGUUGGCGUGCAAUGUGACCCCACAAAUUCGUCUGUUUAUUACUUGAGGCUUCCCGGUGCGGGACUCGUCGGUGACAUUCCGGCGGACACACUGGGUCGUUUGACUCAGCUACGAGUUCUGAGUCUUCGUUCAAACGGACUAACUGGAUCAAUUCCUCCGGAUUUUUCCAAACUCGAGCACCUACGGAGCAUCUAUCUCCAGAACAACCAGUUCUCCGGCGAGUUUCCGGAGAGUGUAACCACGUUGUCUCGGCUGACCCGGCUGGACCUCUCUUCAAACAACUUCACUGGCCCAAUCCCUAUCGCCGUUAACAAUCUAACCCAGUUGACAGGCAUUUUCCUCGAGAACAAUGGCUUCAACGGUACGCUUCCGAGCAUUAAUCCACCAGGCCUGGUGAAUUUCAAUGUCUCGAACAAUCGCUUGAAUGGUUCAAUUCCUCGUGCACUGUCAAAAUUCCCUUCAUCGGCUUUCGCCGGUAACAUUGAUUUAUGCGGUGGACCAUUGCGACCGUGCAACCCAUUUUUCUCUCCACCUUCUCCGGCUCCUUCAGCGCCACCCCACAAGAAAUCCAAAAAGCUUUCUACUGCUGCAAUUAUAGGAAUAUCAAUAGGUGCAGCACUGGGAUUACUACUUGUACUUGUAGUCCUCCUCUGCAUUUGCCUUGGUAGAAGGCAAAGACAAAGAGACUCAACCAAAGUGCAGAAACCACCACCACCACCAGCAGCCGCGGCAGCAGCAGGAGAAGCCGAUACAUCGUCGUCCAAAGACGACAUAGCUGGUGGUUCAGCAGAAGUUGAGAGGAAUAAACUCGUAUUCUUGAAUGCGGGGGCUUAUAGUUUCGAUCUGGAGGAUUUGUUGAGGGCUUCAGCAGAGGUAUUAGGAAAAGGGAGUGUUGGUACUAGUUAUAAGGCGGUGUUAGAAGAAGGCAGCAUUGUUGUGGUGAAGAGGCUAAAAGAUGUGGUGGCUACAAAGAAUGAAUUCGAACAGCAAAUGGAAGUUUUGGGGAAGAUUAAGCAUGAAAAUGUGUUGGCAAUAACAGCUUUUUACUAUUCUAGAGAUGAAAAAUUGUUGGUCUUUGACUAUAUGCCUGCUGGUAGCUUAUCUGCUCUUCUUCAUGGUAGUCGAGGCUCGGGGCACACCCCACUAGACUGGGACAACAGAAUGAGAAUAGCAUUGAGUACAGCAAGAUGCCUCGCGUACUUGCAUGUAUCUGGUAAAGUAGUCCAUGGCAACAUCAAGUCAUCUAACAUCCUCCUCAGGCUAGAAAACCGCGAUGCUUGUGUAUCAGAUUUUGGGCUCAACCAGUUCUUCUCGAGCUCAACCCCACCCAAUCAUCGCGUUAUGGGCUAUCGUGCUCCUGAGGUGCUCGAAACCCAUAAAGUCACAUUUAAAUCCGAUGUCUACAGCUUUGGAGUAUUAUUAUUAGAGCUCUUAACUGGCAAAUCACCAAAUCAAGCUUCAUUAGGUGAAGAAGGGAUAGAUUUGCCUAGAUGGGUACAGAGUGUAGUGCGGGAGGAAUGGACAGCCGAGGUGUUUGAUAUUGAGCUAAUGAGGUAUCAGAAUGUGGAAGAAGAGAUGGUGCAACUUCUUCAGAUUGGAAUGGCUUGUGUUGCAUCUGUUCCGGAUCAAAGGCCAGCAAUGCAUGAAGUCGUGAGAAUGAUCGAGGAUAUGAAAAGGGGGAGCACUGAUGAUGGGAUGCAACAUUCGUCAGAUGAUCAUCUCAAAGGAUCCGACAGCCAAACGCCACCCCGUGAGUCCAGGAGCUCUCCCCGCGAAAUCACACCUUAG
Molecule: messenger RNA, 1968 nt
Organism: Fraxinus pennsylvanica
Lineage: Eukaryota; Viridiplantae; Streptophyta; Magnoliopsida; Lamiales; Oleaceae
Source: the annotation of a GenBank genome assembly